CAAAUGAAAAGGACUCCAGAGAACAAAAACUUGCAUUCAAACCCGGUUUUGGUUGUAGUUUGUUUCUUUUCCUUUCUUUUUUCGAAUUUUAUCCCCAAAACAAUUCUAAUUUAAUACAAAAAUUCUCAAAAAUAUGAUUAACUACAUUUUGCUUUUAUUGUUUGUUAAUUGUGUUAACUCUGAAACUCCCAUUGUCGACCCAGAAAAGACACUUGUUUGGGGUCCCGGCUUGAAGCCAGAUCAAAUUGUUCUACCAGUGCGUUACUUUUUCAUUCAAGCUGUCGACAAGAAUGGAAAAAACUUUGACCAUUCACCACAGCAACAAUUCUUGGUAAACAUUAAGGGAAGCUCGCCGCACGGAAGAUGUCGCAGCCAUGUCAACAUAAUCGACCGCGGUGAUGGUUCAUCAAUUGUCCGGUAUGCCAUAGCCGAUUGGUGCGAUAACAUGGAAAUCGAAAUCAAGUACAAUGGCUCCCAAGUGGCGGAAUCGCCAUACUACACCAGGGAGACGACUUAUUCAGAGAAAUGCAACUGUCCUCAAGAUCUGAAUCUUUGGCUGAUGAACAACGAUUGCCCGAGGAGUGAUAAGCAGAUUGAAUGGGAUUUGCACUCCUUCAAACGAGUCAACUUCUCUGCCAUUCGAGACAAUCUUUUAAAGCGGUACAAUAUGCCAAGUAGUGUUUCCUUGUGCCACUAUGUUGUGAAGAGGCAACAAAUCUAUCGCCAGUGCUAUGGGAAAUACACAGGUUUCAAGAUGUUCAUGGAUGCUACAUUGCUCUCGCUGGCCCGAGUAGCCGUCCUGCCUGACAUGGAGUUCUAUUUGAAUUUGGGUGAUUGGCCAUUGUCCAAAAAAGGGGGACAGCAGAGGACCUCCGGGCCUUAUCCGAUAUUCUCUUGGUGUGGCAGCGAUGAUUCCCAUGACAUUGUCCUGCCCACAUACGAUCUGACCGAAUCCACUUUGGAGAGUAUGGGCAGAGUGAGUCUGGACAUGCUCUCAGUCCAACGGGGAAGCUAUCCAUGGGAAAGCAAGGAAGAGAAGGCUUUCUGGCGUGGCAGAGACUCACGCCGUGAACGGUUGGAUCUAUUGGACUUGGCUAGAAAACAUCCGGACCUCAUCAACGCAUCCAUAACGAACUUCUUCUUCUUCCGUGAUGAGGAGGAGAAGUAUGGUCCAACCGUUGCCCAUAUCUCGUUUAUGGAUUUCUUUAAAUACAAGUAUCAGCUGAAUAUUGACGGAACUGUGGCCAGUUAUAGGUUCCCUUAUCUUUUAGGUGGAGAUGCGCUUGUUUUCAAGCAAGUCUCGCCAUUUUACGAACAUUUUUAUAGCAAACUCGUUGCCUACAAACAUUACGUGCCAUUCAAGAGAGACCUCAGUGAUCUUUUGGAAAAGAUAAAAUGGGCCAAGGAAAAUGAUGAACGCGCCAAAGAAAUAGCAGCCGCAGGUCGUGCAUUUGCCUUAGAACAUCUAAUGCCUCAAAAUAUCUUUUGCUAUCAUCUAUCACUUUUUAAGGAAUGGAGCACUAGAUUAUUGUCACCAAUUGUAGUCCUGCCAGGCAUGGAAAAACUCGAACAAACAAGUAAAUGCACUUGUAAGGUUCCUCUUAAGGAUGAACUUUAAGAGAAACAUCGCAACUAGAAGUGAAUACAAAAAUCUUCUCUAGAGAUCUCUCCGAAAUCAAAAUACAAAAUAUGUAUCAAAAGAAAAAAGAAAAUGGGUGAUAUCAAUUUCUGAUUAUGAUCAAACAGAACCAGAACAAAAAAACAUCCGUCUGUGUUUAUUUUUGUUUUGUAUAAAAGAGGAUACUCUUGUUUCUUUUUAUAUAACUUUUAACUUUAUAUAUUUAUAUAUGUAUGUAUUGCAACAACAAAAAAAAACAAAAACAAAACACGUAUUUUAUAUACACACAAUUUAUUUAUACCGAGCACCGAAAUGGAAUUUUGUUCCUUUUCAAAAAAUAAUAUUUUUUGUCUCCCUUUUGGAGAAAUGUUUUUGUAUUGUAUUUUACUUUAAUCAAUCAAAAUCUCCAUUUUAAUAUUGGAGAUCGAAGUGUAUUUCUAUACAUUAAGAACAAAGAAUAUAUAAGCAUGCAUUUUACACGCCAUGGAUCACACAAAGAAAUUAUAAAAACGAAAAUUCUCAAUAAAUGUAGUGAGUGAAAUUUAA
Molecule: messenger RNA, 2164 nt
Organism: Eupeodes corollae
Lineage: Eukaryota; Metazoa; Arthropoda; Insecta; Diptera; Syrphidae
Product: protein O-glucosyltransferase 2-like
Exons: 4
Coding region: 134-1618 (494 amino acids)
Cellular component (GO): endomembrane system
Molecular function (GO): glucosyltransferase activity; protein binding
Source: RefSeq, a predicted model, not a curated record